GUUUGAUUUCAUCUUUAGCUUCCACCCACCUUCCAAAUGUCUCGAACCAAUAUCACUUGACUCUAGUCUCCAUUUCCUACUUGUAUAUAUAUUGUUUCCCUCUAAACCUCUCUCACCACAAAAACCUCAAAAUUUUAAGCCCUCUCUCUCUCUCUCUCUCUCUCUCUCUCUCUUGAUCACAUACAAUUUACAGAAAUAUGGUUUCAUCAUCAGCAUCAACUUCUCUGAUGAUCUCUCCAAGAAAACUAAGGUCAGAUUUGUAUUCUUACUCAUACCAAGAUGAUUCAGAAACCCCACUAGUGGUUAAUGUUCUUGCUUCUCUGAUUGAGAGAAACAUGGCAAGGAACCAGAGGAUUGCCAAGAAUUGCAGCAGCCUUUGGUACAUGUCCAAGGACAUGAAAAAGACUAGGAUUUUUGAGUGUCAUGAGACUCCUGACCUGACAAUUCAGUCAUACUUAGAGAGGAUUUUCAGGUACACAAGAGCUGGGCCGUCUGUGUAUGUUGUUGCGUAUGUGUAUAUUGAUCGGUUUUGCCAGAACAAUCCUGCAUUUAAGAUCAAUGUCACUAAUGUCCAUAGGCUCCUCAUCACAACUAUAAUGGUGGCUUCCAAGUACGUUGAAGACAUGAAUUACAGAAAUUCAUACUUCGCAAGAGUUGGGGGAUUGACAACCAAUGAAUUGAACAAGUUGGAGCUUGAAUUUUUGUUCUUAAUGGGGUUCAAAUUGCAUGUGAAUGUGAGUGUGUUUGAGAGCUAUUGUUGUCACUUGGAAAGAGAAGUUAGCAUUGGAGGAGGGUACCACAUAGAGAGCACAUUGAGAUGUGCAGAAGAAAUCAAAAGAAGGCAAAACGAAGAGAGAAGAUACAAUCAGUUUGCUGGUGUUUUGCUGUAGUUCAAAUGAGGGAUAUUUCUUUCCCCUUUUUAUUGGGAUUUUAUCCUAUACCAUUCUUCUGUAAAUAUUGGUUUAUAAUAUUUGUGAAAAUGUAUCAUUUGGGUGGUUCAGGGAAGCUAAUACAGAGUGUUGUCCUAUUUUUUAGGUAAA
Pyrus x bretschneideri (Chinese white pear) is the source of this 1040-nucleotide messenger RNA. RefSeq names its product cyclin-U2-1. Gene Ontology annotation, molecular function: protein kinase binding. The transcript has 2 exons. Lineage: Eukaryota; Viridiplantae; Streptophyta; Magnoliopsida; Rosales; Rosaceae. Gene Ontology annotation, biological process: regulation of cyclin-dependent protein serine/threonine kinase activity. Bases 198 to 890 code for a protein of 230 amino acids. The record is from RefSeq and is a predicted model, not a curated record.